Messenger RNA from Boeremia exigua, 826 nucleotides. RefSeq names its product heterokaryon incompatibility protein-domain-containing protein. Bases 166 to 585 code for a protein of 139 amino acids. The record is from RefSeq and is a predicted model, not a curated record. NCBI's taxonomy places the organism in Eukaryota, Fungi, Ascomycota, Dothideomycetes, Pleosporales, Didymellaceae. The transcript has a single exon.
CCUCCGCCUCACCCUGAAUUGCCCCACUUGCUGAGCGCUACCCACAGGCAGUGGCUUUGCGCGCCAUGUGUCCCAGCGAGAAGCAAUCGCUAUAUGAUGGUUUCCGACUUCAACGUCAUUCUUUGAUGAAUGCGCCGUUGGAUGGCAUGAUCCUCCCCACUAGCAAUGAGCCAACCCGUAUUUCAUUCGUUGGCUUUGUACAAGUAUAAAGUUCUAACAGGAGUCGAUUCGAUUCGACUGUUACAGAUCGAACGUCCCUCACACACUUCUGAUGCCAUCUCCUGUCUACUUACAGAGCACAACGUCGACGAUCAUCCUCCAAAGUACGCGGCUCUUUCUUAUGUCUGGGGAAUUUCACGUUCACCUAAACCAAUCCUACUCAACAAUCACCGGGUACACGUAAUGACCAAUCUAUACGAUGCGCUUAUUCAGAUUCGAGCGACCUUCCCCGGUCUCUUGUUACGGAUCGACGAUAUCUGCAUUGAUCAAAGAGACUCGCAAGAAAGGAAUCAGCAGGAGGCAAUGAUGCGUAACAUCUACAGCAGGGCAACUCAUACAAUUGCGUGGCUUCAACCCGCGAGCUGAUGAAGUGGAGUUCUUGUUCAACUACAUUCAAAAGCAUCGAGCAGAGUGCAAAGAGUCGAAAAAAUUCCUGGAAGCACGAGCCAAAUCAGUCAGCCGGCCAAGGUCGAUCAAUUCUCAAAGAUCACUCAGACAACUUCGAUCAAGUCUUCAAUUGGGACUCAACAGCCGCAUUCCAUUGGACAGAAGUCUACGACCUGCACAUCCUCCUGUCGCUUACAAAGCCUCAAGGCAUCUCUGCGCA